AUGGAGUAUCGCGAAAUCGCCAAAUAUAUUUUGACAGGUUCACCAGACUGGUUCCAGUCAAACGUGGUGGCUGUCACGAAAUGGCAAACUCAUAACGAUGGAGGAUGUGCUUUUGUUGCGUUUACUUCCCGUUCUUAUAUACACAUCUUCAUCGUUAAACAAGAAACGAACGUGGAGUGUCAACCGAACUAUUCAUGGAGUUGCGUGGGUCAGAUAGUACCCCAUCAAGGCAAGAUAUCGGCAGUAGCCUUUGAUGAGUGUGCUUGUUUACGUGUAGUUUCGUGUGGUCUUGAUGGUUUGGUUCGACGCUGGACGUAUUUCAGUCAAGAAUGGUUGCUAGAGACCGAGUUUAAUAUGCAAAAUGUGCAGGGAAAUAUCAGCCCAACGGCUGUCAGCUGUUUCUCCAACUCUGCAAAUGAGUCGUACAACUUUGUGGGUACAGAUAAAGGGUUGCUUUUAGUAUGGGUUGUUGACUGUAAUACAAACAAAUCUUACCAUGUAUCUAAAAAAUUUGAAGACGAUCCUGUUGUGAUGUGUGCAUGGGAGAAAUCUACAGUAGUUCCUUCCAUUUCGCGAGUUGCCGUCGGUUACAAGAGGGGAAUAGUGUGUGUUUAUUCAUUUGGACCGUCGGAUAUUUUUUCGACUCCAAGCAUCGUACAGUUGACCCGCAUUUAUGCUCAUAAGGCGGAUAUCUGUCAUAUUGUAUGGCGCCAAGGCGCUUCUGCGUCAUCGUCAGAUCCUGAGCUUCUUACAUGUGGACGUGAUCAGAUGGUUAAGGUAUGGAAUGUCACCACUUCGGAAUGCACUUCAUCUUACCAAGUUCCCGGUCAUUUACGUGAACAAUUUGGAAAUGCUAGACGACAACACCAGAAAAGUGAACAAAAUGGAGCUCCAUGGAUAUCUGCUUGCUACACACCAGGAAGUGAUUCGUCAGUGAAUGUUUUAUUUUCAAGUGUAAGAGGUGGAUUAUUUCACUGGGAUUGCAAAGGAACGCCUAAUUCUAUGUUGCUUGACGGUCAGGGACAUUCUAUGUUAAUUUUCUCAAUGCACUACCUUCUUAAUUCACCAGGACUGGUAAUCACUUUCAGUCAAGAUAGAUUUUUGAUUAUUUGGCAGUUGGUGGAAGGAUCUAACCUGUCAGUGAUCCUUAAAGUACCUACGAUGUCUGCAGGUGUUUGCUCUUUAGCUCAGUCUGAAUUUAGCAAUGGUCCCUUAGUUGCAGGUCUUUCAGACGGUUCUAUCUUAUUUUGGAAGUUUCCUGCACCAGAAUUGUUUGGCGAAAGAAAUUCUUCUGAUAAUCAAAACAAAGAGAGGUUCGUUUCAAUAUCACCUCUAGGAUGCAAAUCAUCUUCUAUUACCACACUGUCUUGUCAUCCUUUACGGCAGUUUGAGAAUGUUAUUGCUUAUGGCACCGAGUCAGGUUGUGUGGAGAUUGUAGAUAUUAAUAAGCUACGAAAAAUGAAAUCGCAAAAGCCUAAACCGCAGCUGUAUGCAUUUGGUUCAACUGUAUAUCGAGUUGCCUGGGGGCCUCUACUAUUUUCUGAUAUAUGUCGUAGAAAGGCAAAUAAAAGUGAACAGAAUACUAGCGAAAAUCAUUCGAGAUCUGAUAAUCCUAGCGCUUCAACAACGCAUAUAAUUGCGCAAGAAGAUGAGAAUUCCACCGAGGAUAACGAAGCCUUAUCUAAGUUUUCUUUCUACGUUUACAGCAUAAGUAAGGGGAAAGUUUACUGUCAUUUUGGAUGCAGUCGUCCACCAAUUGAUGUUAGCACAAAAUUCCCCCCUUUUCCGGAUACUACAGAUGAAGACUGGAAAGCAUUGAUCCGUAGUGAGAUAUCAUUCCGUCUUGUCAGUAAAUCUGAACUACCGGGGGUCGAUCUAAUUGCUGAUACUUUUUACUGUCUAGUAGCUGUUGGUUAUCGUUCAGGUGAAGUUGACAUUUACGGUUUCUUACGUUCAAAAUCAUUAAAUUGUGAGGAGGUGGUGGGGCAGGAGUCUAGACGACUUGUCUUUAUUUGUCGUACUGUGAAUCAUUCCAAGUGUGUUAACUGUUUAACUUGGUCACGAGAUCAUUACUGGUUGGCUGUAGGUUCCAAUGAAACCUUUAUCACUGUCACAGAUCUCAAAAUUCAAUUAAUUAACUACCUUAAUCAAGGCGAAUGCUCUAAGCCUAUUCAACUGUCUACUAGUUUAGCUCGUUUAGAAGGACAUUACAACAGAAUCACAUGUCUAGAUUGGUCUCCACACGAUCCAUUCCUCUUAUUAUCCGCUUCCUUUGACGGUACAGCUAAUGUUUGGAGAAUUCAUCCUGAAAAUAUUGAAAAAGAUAAUUUUUCAAUCUCUAAUUUCCGUGCACUUCGUUUACGUCAUUUCGCUUGUCUAUGGAGUCGUCAAGAGCCUGAUCUUGCAUUCAGUGGUGGUGAAUCAUGUCAUUUGUUCGGUUGGCAACCGUCUGAACAACUCUUCAGUCAACCGCCACACACUCGCCGAUAUCGUCCACCCACUGUUAAAAAACUUGUAAAUGAUCAAGAAGCACCGUCCAACGGAGACAUUUUGUGUUAUGAGCCUGUUCCAACAGAAACAGAAUCUCUUCCUGAUUCUAAACCAUUAAAUGACAAAGAGUCAGAACAAAAGAAAGUAAUAAAAUCGAAUGACAUACUACCUAAUGGCACUUCUCAUCAAGAAAUGUCUAUUCCACUACAGUGUAAUUCGUCUCAGAAAGUAAAUUCUUCUGGCAUUGGUGAUAAAAUGAAAAGACCUGCUCUUUUUCCUAAUUUAUUCAAUUUUAUGAAUACUAAUUGUGAAUUAGACUUAGAUAACUCUCCACCCAUUCAAUUAGGAUCUUUUCUUUCACAAAUUUUAAAUGCUUCAAAUUUUGUAACUGAACAAGUGAAUGACAAACAAGUACAAAUUGAUUUGUUACUUCUACUCCCACAAGCUGGUAUGACUCGAGCAUGUCUUUUAAAAUAUUUGAAUAUGGAGGCGUCUGCUCAUUUGAAGUCAUUUCAUUGUCAACAAAAACCCAACAGUCUUGUACAUUUGGAUGCAUAUUGUAUUAUAUUAUUAUGGAUGGGUCAUGCGCUUACGGUGCCAUCUAUUAUGUCUUCAGAAAAUUACAUGCCUUUUUGGUUAUUGUAUGCAGUUGAGCUUACUCGAUGUACCUUGGCAUAUCCAGAUUCUUGUGGUAAGCUGUCGUCUUCGUCAGAAAAAUCUUCUGGAAGUGUGGAAUUGGAUUUACUAGGUGAAAAGAUUAGAAAUAUGCAAACCACUAGUGCUGAUACUCUCAUCUCUGCUACCCUACUGGUUUGUGCACAUCGUAUUCACGAAGCAAUUGAAUUACUGUUAAGUUAUGACAAAGUUAAAGAAGCUUUAAUACUGGCGCAUUUCCAUUUAAAAUCAUCAGAAGUUGUAAUAUACACAGAAAAGUGUAUAAAACGAUUCAUUGAUCGUUCAAGUUCAGUUGAAAAGGUAUUCUUUUCAAUUAUAUUCAAUAUUGGUAAAAAACAAUGGAUAAAUGCUAUGAAAAUGGUACAUCGUGCAGUUGAAAUUUCUAAAAUACGACCUGGUAAAGAAAUUGAACAACUUUCCUGGUGUUGGGUUGGUAUUAAUCUUCUUCUAAAUGCAUCAUCUUCAAAUCAUAAUGAUUAUUUGUCAAAUGAAUGUCUGCGUUUAUCAUCAAUGUGUUUAACAGUUAGUUUUCGGCUAUUUCCAAAAGAACCGCUGUUUCUUAAUCGUUGGUAUGAAGCAUUUUCACGCCUUCUUUCGUCAUCAUCAGAAACUACACCCUGCCCGGGUAUAGUAUGCAGUUUAAUGUUAUUAAAUAUCGGUCAGAUUGCACAUUUCUGUAUGGUUAGCUAUCAGGAGGAGAACGAGGAGGCGGCGGCGUUGGUGGUGAAUAAUGGUGAAGAAAAUAAGGAGGUCGUCUAUGGAUGUCUUAAAAAUGAUUGGAUGAAAAGCAUAACUAGUGAUUGUUUAACAUACUUCAGCCAGUUGAUUGCAGAUCGUCAACCCUCUUCACUAUGGGAAGUUUGUUUAACACAUUUCUGUAUAGAUUUUCUAUUAUUUUAUUUAAUACACAAUCAUUGUACACUGAAUAAACUAGUUCAAUUGGAUACUCUAACCGCUUAUAUUGAUCGAUAUGAGGCUAGUCGAAAGUCUUGUGAGUGUAUAAAACCGAGAGAAACAAGUUAUUUAAUUAGACAUUUAUUUUCAACUUAUAAAAAGAUUUUGAUAACUAAUGGUUUGAAUACAGACUCUGAGAUAUGUUGUAAUGGUACCUUCAAUGUGGAUGCAUAGAAAAAUAAGUUGAUUUUGUAUAUAUGUACAUAUAUUGUUCGCCUUCUUUGCUCUU
Messenger RNA from Trichobilharzia regenti, 4348 nucleotides. NCBI's taxonomy places the organism in Eukaryota, Metazoa, Platyhelminthes, Trematoda, Strigeidida, Schistosomatidae. The record is from the annotation of a GenBank genome assembly.